This is a messenger RNA of Ipomoea nil (Japanese morning glory), 1712 nucleotides long. Its product is annotated as putative amidase C869.01. Lineage: Eukaryota; Viridiplantae; Streptophyta; Magnoliopsida; Solanales; Convolvulaceae. The coding region runs from base 61 to 1653 and encodes 530 amino acids. The transcript has 5 exons. The record is from RefSeq and is a predicted model, not a curated record.
UUAUAUAUAUAAAUGCAGGCAGCUAAGAAAGAAGAAAGAUGAUAGAUAGAUAGUAUAAUCAUGGUAGUCCUGCAGCUUCGUGUGAGUGCCUCAUUUCUUCUUAUUGUUCUCCAGCUCCUCCUGGUUCUGGGCAGUUGCCGAGACUUGAACAUCGUUGACGCCAGCAUAAAUGACAUACAGCGCGCAUUUACCCAGAGAGACCUCACAUCUCUCCAACUCGUUGACUUUUACCUGGAGAGGAUCCAGGCCCUCAACCCGCUGCUCCGAGCUGUGAUAGAAGUGAAUCCUGAUGCACGAGCUGAAGCUGAGAAAGCUGACAAAGAGAGGGAGGAGAAUAGUGAACGAAAAAGGAGUAUGAUGCACGGAAUUCCUGUGCUCCUUAAAGACAGUAUAUCUACGAAGGAUAAGCUGAACACCAGCGGUGGAUCGUACGCGCUGCUGGGGUCUGUGGUGGCUCGGGACGCUGGGGUGGUGGAGAGGCUGAGGACGGCGGGGGCGGUGAUUUUAGGUAAAUCCAGUAUGAGCGAGUGGUACCAUUUUCGAUCAAUGAGCAUUCCGGAUGGGUGGUGCCCUAGAAGUGGGCAGGGCAUGAAUGCAUAUGUUGAAGGGGGAAAUCCAUGUGGUUCUAGCAGUGGAUCUGCUAUAUCAGUAGCAGCUAACAUGGCUACUGUAUCAUUGGGGACCGAAACCGAUGGAUCCAUCUUCUGCCCUGCUGACUAUAACUCCGUUGUUGGCAUCAAGCCCACCGUUGGACUCACCUCUCGAUCUGGCGUCAUUCCCCUCUCACCCCGCCAAGAUACAGUCGGGCCCAUCGCGAGAACAGUCUCAGAUGCUGUUUACGCUCUGGAUGCAAUUGUGGGGUUUGAUCCAAGGGACUCUGAGGCAACACAACCUGCAUCUUACUUCAUCCCAAAAGCUGGUUACAAACAGUUUCUCAAUAAAAAUGGACUAAACGGAAGCAGAUUAGGUGUGGUCAGACAUCCAUUCUUGGCUCUGUCAAAGAGGUCCCUAGCAAUUCCAGUUCUUGAGGCCCAUCUCCAAACACUUAGGGAAAAUGGAGCAAUUAUAAUUGACAAUCUAGAGAUACCAAAUAUCAAUGUCAUCCUGGACCCUUACCAAAGCGGUGAAUUAGUGGCAUUGUUGGCUGAGUUCAAGCUCAGUUUAAACGAUUAUCUUCAACAACAGCUUAUCACUUCCCCUGUCAGAUCAUUAGCUGAUAUUAUAGACUUCAUCAACAAUAAUCCCAAAUUAGAGAGCACCAAAGAUUUCAAUGGGCUAGAGAUAUUGGCUGGUGCAGAGCUAACAAAUGGGAUGAGAGAUGAAGAAAAGAAGGGCAUGGAGAUGAUGCAAACACUAUCACGUGAUGGAUAUGAGAAAAUGAUGAUAGAUAAUGAAUUGGAUGCAAUGGUAACAAUAGGGUCAGCUGCCUCAACAGUGCUGGCAAUUGGAGGGUAUCCUGGGAUCACAGUCCCUGCGGGAUAUGACACUGAUGGAAUGCCAUUUGGUUUGUUUUUCGGAGGGCUAAAAGGAAUGGAGCCUAAGUUGAUUCAACUUUCUUAUGCUUUUGAACAAGCUACCAUGAUCAGAAGGCCUCCUUUUCCCACAAUACAACACCCCUAUCAUUAUCAUUCUCACCACUGUUUGGUAAAAUAGUUAGCCUAUAAACUAAUUUUAGCUUAUUUGACCACUAUUAAUUGUUUUAUUUUGGUUAA